UUUUUUGAUAACGGUACUUUUUAAUUAUCAAGUAAAUAAAGAUACUACAUGAUAUAAAAGGUUCCUAAAAUAAUUAUUUUAUCAAGAAGUGUUCCAACAAUGGCUGCGACUCUAAUACUGUUGGCCGGCGUCCUCUCUGCAGUAGCGGCGGUGCCGAAUUCGGAGAGAAUUGCUGGCGGUGCAAUUACGACAAUUGCAACGUAUCCUUCUGCUGCCAGCAUCUCAUACAACAGGCUUGGAUUUGGUACUUUCACCUUCACCUGCGGAGGAAGUAUAGUCAGCAGCAGAUCUAUUUUAACAGCAGCGUUUUGUGUGCACGGGGAUCAGACUUAUCGAUACCGAGUGCGUGUUGGUUCGUUGACAGCAAGUUCUAAUGGAAUUCUCCAUACCGUCGACUAUUUCACUAUUCAUCCGAAUUACAAUCCCGUGACCAAAGAACAUGACAUCGCACUAAUUCACGUAUUCCCCCAUCUAUUGUUUACAUCUAAUGUCCAACUGGCAAAUUUUCCUGAUGCAAGCUAUAUCCCUAUGAGAAAUCAGACGGUCAUGGCUAUUGGAUGGGGACAAAUCAAUCAUGGUGGAGCUCUGUCGGAGAGUCUUCGUCGUGUCCAACUGUGGCUUGUUGACAAUAACGAGUGCAGAAAUCGUUACUCUGAGCUGGAAGGCCCCAAUGUCACUUCUAACAUGAUUUGUGCUUCUGGGUACGAUCGGUCUGGAAGGGGGCAAUGUCUAGGUGACAAUGGCAGCCCCCUUCUUGAUGAUAGACUCAUUAUUGGUAUAUAUUCAUGGAGCCACCAGUGCGGUACAGUACGUUACCCUAGUGUCAACACCUACAUACCAAAAUAUGCCAACUGGAUCAGAUCUUACUAUUAAUUCAUAUAAAUAAAA
This is a messenger RNA of Danaus plexippus (monarch butterfly), 888 nucleotides long. RefSeq names its product trypsin, alkaline B-like. Gene Ontology annotation, biological process: proteolysis. Lineage: Eukaryota; Metazoa; Arthropoda; Insecta; Lepidoptera; Nymphalidae. Gene Ontology annotation, molecular function: serine-type endopeptidase activity. The transcript has 4 exons. The record is from RefSeq and is a predicted model, not a curated record. The coding region runs from base 100 to 873 and encodes 257 amino acids.